Halichondria panicea is the source of this 1026-nucleotide messenger RNA. RefSeq lists its product as uncharacterized. The transcript is spliced from 2 exons. NCBI's taxonomy places the organism in Eukaryota, Metazoa, Porifera, Demospongiae, Suberitida, Halichondriidae. The record is from RefSeq and is a predicted model, not a curated record. The coding region runs from base 1 to 1026 and encodes 341 amino acids.
AUGGAGAUCAAUGCAGCCUACGUCAAGUAUCCUGAGGCGAUUGCAUCAGACAACAUGUACGCGACUGUGGCUCAUAGAGAAACAGAGAGAGAAAAUGUGCCACAGUCAGUCGAAAAACAUGAAAUGCUGAGCUUUAACCCAGCCUAUGGGAAACAUGCUGUAAAAAACACAUCAGAGAAUACGUAUGAGAUGUUGGAUCGAGCGCCACGUCGACAAGAAGCAAAGGAGCAGUCAACAGAGCCACUCGAUCCAAGAGACCAUAACUACCAGGGUACUCCAAAGUCAAUGAAGCUACCUCUAGCUAUUUGUGUAGUAGCUAUAUUGGCACUGUUAGCAUUGGCUACAGCUGUUGCAGCUGUGGCUCUCAUUCUAGUUGUGUCCAACCAGCAAAUCCAAAGCCUCCAGUCAGAGUCUCACCAGCAGACAGACGCCAUACAAGACGAAAUUCGUGUGCUGAGGAUGCAACUGAACCAGACAUCAUCACAAGCAAGUUCCCUGGCACAAACAAAUGCCCAACUACUGAACACAUCUCUUGAACAUCAAAAUUUAAUAACACAACUUUGGAACGUUCUCCUGAGCAGCUCCUUGUUCCCUAUCGCCUCAUGCAGAGAGCUGGCUCUGGAAAGACCUUCAGGAGACUACUGGAUAACAGGUAGUAGCUCUCUUGUUGAAGUUUACUGUGAGAAAAACAAACAGAGCUGCAGCUGCAAUAGCAAUGGAUGGUGGAUGAGAGUAGCUAACCUCGACAUGACUGACCCAAACCAGAAUUGUCCAGCUGAGUUUACAACAGUAACCAGGGAAACACCACCACUACGUACAUGUGGUAGAAUAAGUAAUGGGCAAUCCGGAUGCGUAUCAACUACCUAUCAGACACAUGGUGUAGCGUACACACAGGCUUGUGGUCGGAUCAAGGCUUAUCAGUAUGGAAGUACGACUGCUUUUGUCUUAUACGAUGUAGACAACGAAAAAACUAUUGAUUCACCCUACCUAGAUGGUAUCAGUCUAACUCAUGGACAAUCACCAUGA